AUGGGAGCAACAUCAAUGUACUAUGUGCAAGUCUUUAUCGGCAUCACAUCGGCAUUCAUAUCAUCGAACUGUGCGAAAGCAGGAUAUUCGGACUCCGAGACGAUCCCACAAAAAGAAAGCUUGAAAAAAUCUUCGUCAAGCACGAGCUCAAAGGCUGGCAAUCCUAGCGAACUGACUGCAAAGCCAAGCAAAAAAUACUCGAAAGGCUCACCAGUUCAGCGACAAGUUACGUCACCAGCUCCAGUCGCUCCAGACACUUCACCAACUCCAAUAGCUCCAGAUACCUCACCACCUCCAAUCGCCCCAGCCACGUUACCAGCUCCAGUUGAUCCAGUUAUAUCACUAAAUGUAGCAGCUCCAGGUCUUCAAACUACUGAAAUGAAGAAGCCACAAGUGCAAAAUUUGCCUCAGAAGAAACCACAACCACUGCUAACAAUGUUUAAGUUUGAAUCUGCAAGCUUCCUGAAUAGCGUGCAAAAAAAUGCAUCACAGGGCGAUGAGACCGUAAACGAUGCUCCCUCACUGGUGAAAAUCAACGAGGAUAUACUGUCAGAUGAAGCAGCAAGCAUUAAAAAAAAACUCUCACAGCAAAAAAGUAUCAAAGGACUCGGCAACUCAAUGAAAACACAGGCAUCUGCAGAACCAAUAACAGCACGAUCAAAAGAAAACACGGUGAAGUCCAUCUCUAUUGUGUCGACGGAGAAUCUAAAAAGAGAUCAUACUCUAGACCGGAAGAGACCUGAAUCACUUAGGACAAAGCAGCCUACACCAGACGAACGGAUCGAUCCAACAAACGAGCGCACGAAACCUGAACCAACUAAGUUGAAGGAACUCACGGCAGAAGAACAACUACAUCCAUUACAAGUCACAAUGAAAAGUGUAAGUGAUGUUAAGCUUCCACAUUUACGAUACUACAGAAAGCCUAUCGAGUUACACGUAGAAACAUAA
Angiostrongylus costaricensis is the source of this 948-nucleotide messenger RNA. The record is from the annotation of a GenBank genome assembly. NCBI's taxonomy places the organism in Eukaryota, Metazoa, Nematoda, Chromadorea, Rhabditida, Metastrongylidae.